AUGGAACCAAGUGGCCCAGUGGCUCUGUCACCUCUGGGUGGGAGUGAUGAUCUUGUAGCCAGUAAUAGACCAAUAGAUGGUCAGUUAGCAGGUUCAGCUGGGGCGGAUGUCAGUGGAUCCAGCCAUGGGAGGAUUGGGGCAGGCACUAUCAGCUGUUCUACUUUGGUCAGCAGCAUGUCCUUAAAUGACAACAAGGCUGGCAUGGAAGGUCUGGACAAAGAGAGAAUCAACAAGAUCAUUUAUGAAGCAUCAAAAGGAUCCAAGUUCUAUGAGAAUGAGAGAAGAAAGGAAGCAACGCUGAACUUGAGGAUCCAGCAACAACAGUCUUUAGCUGCCAGUAUCACUGCUGCUCAGCUACAGUUCGGAUUUCGUCAGGCUGACCAGCUGUUGAGGGACCUGGAGGACAGGAGAGAUUUGUCCCACACCAUUGUUCAUGUGGAUAUGGAUGCCUUUUAUGCAGCUGUAGAGAUGCGAGAUGAUCCAAGCUUGAGGGAUAAACCCAUGGCAGUAGGCAGCAUGAGUAUGCUGAGCACGUCUAAUUACUUAGCUCGGCGGUUUGGCAUCAGGGCAGCCAUGCCAGGUUUUAUUGCACGUAAGCUUUGUCCAGAACUGGUCAUUGUCCCUUUGAACUUUGACAAGUACAUUGCAGUCAGCGAGACAGUCAAAGAGAUCCUGGCAUUGUAUGAUCCAAACUUUUCAGCCAUGAGCUUGGACGAGGCAUAUCUAGAUUUGACUGAACAUUUGCGGGAAAGAAUUCAGGCUCCAGUUUCAAGCAGGAUGUUUCUUUUGCGGACCAAGGAUUGCAGCACAGCAUGUAGGUGUGAUCUCAACAUGGUGCUGAGGCCUCUCCUGUUGCAGGAAGUAGACCUGUCGCAGAUGCAGGCUGCAGAAAGUGAAAUAGAUGUGAACCAGUUGUUUUCUCACUGUAUUGAAACUGAGCAUUUGAAAACAUGUUCAGUUUGUGGGAGGCCGUUUCCUUCGUUCACACUGAAAGUUUAUGGAGUCAGCGCAAAAGAUGCUGUGCUAGAGAUGCGAAACAGAAUUGAACAGAGGACACAUCUUACUGCCAGUGCAGGCAUUGCAGCAAACACCAUGCUGGCCAAGAUUUGUUCUGACAAGAACAAGCCAAACGGGCAGUUCCAGAUAGAACCAAUCAGAGAACAUGUGCAGCAGUUCAUCUCAGCUCUUCCUGUGCGAAAAAUUCCAGGUAUUGGAAAGGUCACGGAGAAACUUCUAGAAGCCCUAGGUGUGAUCACCUGCCAAGAUUUACACACACAGAGGGCAGUGCUUUACCGUGUGUUUUCACCCACAUCCUUCCAUCACUUCAUGAACAUUGCCUUGGGGAUUGGAUCUUCAGUCAUAGAAAGAGAUGCUGAGAGGAAAAGCAUCAGCACCGAACAUACUUUUGGAGAGCUUGCACAGCCAAAGGACUUGUUGAACAAGUGUCAGGAGUUGUGCCAGCUUCUGUCUAGGGACCUGAAGAAAGACAGAUUUGUGGGAAAGACUGUAACACUGAAGAUCAAAACUGUCAGCUUUGAGGUCAAGACUCGAGCUCACACUCUUAGCCACUAUUCCAGUGAUGAGAAAGCUAUCUUUACCGCAGCCAGGCAUCUGUUGGAGAUAGAGAUAGAAAAUGUGCAACCUGAAUGCCUUUGCUUGAGGCUGAUGGGUGUCAGGAUGUCCAAGCUGGUCUCUGAAACAAACUGCUCCUCAUCUGUUGCCAGCUUUUUUGAGAAGCAAAGAAGAAAUAAUUCCACUGGGAAAAAUGUUGCUUGUUUAUCUGGCAAGGACACUGAAGAUGAGAGCAGAGAUGUGACUGCUGCUGCCAGCUAUUUGUCUUCCUCUGUGGCAGCACUCAGAGACAGCUGUUUCCCGCAGCAGGACUACGGUGGUGAUGAUGAUGAUGACACAGAUUUCCAGGAGUGUAUUGACAAUAUAAAAGUUGCAGAAAUGCCACAUGAAAACAGGGCCAGAACAGGUAGCAAGGCAGUUAACAACAGGGCAACACAGCCUCAUCAACUGAGUCAUGACAUGGAGAAACAAGACACAAUUGUGCACUUUCUGUGUAGCAAACUAAAUUGUCCAAGGCUAGGAGAAAGUAAUUGUACUUGUGAUCAGUGCAUGGUAAGAAGAUCACACGCCACUGGUUCCCUCGGAGAUAUCAACAGUGAAAAUACAGCACCUUCAGGGAACAGCAGUGUUUGUCAGGCCUCUGUGAUAGUCUGCAGUGUUAGCAGGCCAUCCGUAGACAUUGACAGUGUUAACAAAACAUCUAAGGGAUGUGUAAACAGUACAUUAAAUUUAACCCAAACUGUUAGCAAGUCAUCUUUGAGUGGUGUUUCAGAUUUAAAUGCAGCAUUGAGGUGUUCAGAUUUGUCAGCUGUGAGAUCUCAAAUAUCAUCAGCGAACAGUUCUGGUCAGCACAACCAGCUGCCUGCAUCAUCAUCAUCAUGUCCCGGUGGAGGACAGCGGUCCCAGGCGCUAGGUAGUCAGACACCAGAGUCAUCACAUUCAAGUGGCAUGAUACAUUGUCCAGUUUGUGGUCAGCAGAAAUAUCAGUGGCCACUGGACCAGCUCAAUGUCCAUAUAGACUUGUGUUUGAGUAGGUCUACUGUCCGAGAGAUUCUCACAGACCAGCAAGAGGAUCAGCAGGGACCAGUUCCACGCAAGCGAACAGCCCAAGUGACAAAGUCUGAUAAACGCGUCAAGACUCAGCAUACUUUGUUGUCCUUCUUCAAGCCUUGA
Molecule: messenger RNA, 2745 nt
Organism: Candidula unifasciata
Lineage: Eukaryota; Metazoa; Mollusca; Gastropoda; Stylommatophora; Geomitridae
Source: the annotation of a GenBank genome assembly